Molecule: messenger RNA, 1661 nt
Organism: Hymenoscyphus albidus
Lineage: Eukaryota; Fungi; Ascomycota; Leotiomycetes; Helotiales; Helotiaceae
Source: the annotation of a GenBank genome assembly
UUCACAACCACUUACAUCUUCUGCAAACGCAUCGCAUUCUUGACUGGACUUGAGGGAACGCAUGAGUCUUUGCGACGGAUUUCUUUCUCUGGAAUUGAUGCUCGAUUGUCUCGGGAAGAGGCUCAAUCAAUCCGUUUCGUGUCAUAGAAUCUCCAGCCGCACGACAGGUGCAAACGGGCACAGGUACAGUAUUCUCGGUCUCAGAAGAGGCCAAUUGAUUGCGCAUGCUCAUUCUGAUGCUGACCACUUCACUGCCAGUAGCUUCUCUCGAGUGCGCUGGGCACAACAGACCACCGCGCAGACAGUUGAAUCACCAUGGCUAUACUGGAAGAAGCUCCCGGACUCUCUGUUGGCUUAAUUGUAGACGGCCAGCCAGCCGUCGAAUAUGAUGAUGACGACGAGGUGGGAGUUGGAGGUGAUGUUUCCGAAUACAAGGCUUCCGUCACUAGGUCCAAAUACGUCGAGUCUAUUUCAGAGAAGGAGUAUGCUGUGGAAGUGAAGUUUGAUGCGGCUUUUGACUUCAAUUGCCCUUCACUUUCGUGCUGGGUCACAAUUGACGGUACAAACAAGGUCGGAAAAAUACUGAAAAAGGAGAACAAGCUUGUGCUCAUCAAGGGUCUCGAGAAGAAUGCGGGUGGCGGUCGUGGGACUUUGAAUAAAUUCAAAUUCGCUAAAAUAAGUCGGUUUCUAUGUUCCUCAAAACUCACGUUUGUAUUGCCGACUCUAACGGUUUCGCAGAUAUCGAUGAAAACAACGUUCAGAACAUCCAGAAAGAUUCCAAGCGUGUUUCCAAGCUUGGCGAAAUCGUAGUUGGAUUUUGGCGAGCCUCAACGCCUAUUGAUACUCCCCCAGAUGAGGUGACCAAGCCGCCCGGAAAAAAGCUGGCUGAUGUUACGAGUGUUCAUGAGAAGGCGAUGAAAGGCCAGGCCAAGUCCCAUAGUACCCUGUGAGUGUUUCUACUACUCCAUACCCGACUUUCUGACUGGCCCUAGUUUUGCGCCGCCUGUUGCAACCACCGUGCGCUAUUCUCGUGUCCAAGAGUUGGAUGGGAUAGAUCAUCCUUUAGCAAUCUUCAGAUUCAAAUAUCGAUCGAGAGGUAUAUACUGAAUAUGUAUAUCAUUGAAAUUUUGAUGCUGACCAUGAGCUAUAGAAGCGCUUAAACAAUUACUAGUUCUUCCUCGAACGCCAUCCCCAGAACCCCAGGCCACGCCUGCUCCAGUUGAUGUAAGCGGUGUGGACCUCGAGGCACUAGAUGCCGAGCAGAAAGAGCAGCUCCAGAAGUUCUUAAAAGACCUGACCGUAUGUAUUACUCGGAAUCAAAAACUCUCGAUUUGUGUUAACGUUUUUAUCCUGGCAGGGCGCAAAUUCAUCAGCGCGCAUCAAGCGGGAACGUGAGGAGGGCGGGAACGGCGAGGGCUCACAAAAGAAGAGAAAGUCGGGGGAGAAGAUCACUAUUGAUCUGACUGCCGAUUCUGAUGAAGAAAAUUAACUAGGCUUGACAUUUUUCCUUUUUACCUUUGCAGUCAAAUUAUGUUUUUCUUUUUUUGAAGGAUUUGGGGGGUUUCGGUGGUUUGCACUUUCGGCUAUGGCCCAUAUACCCCUGGAGAAAUUAAGGAGAAAAGGAUGUAGGCACAACUUGGUGACGGCAUAUCUAGCUUUGG